AUGUGGUGGAGCCGAGGCGCGGCACGGUGUCACGGCUCGCUCUCUCUCCUGUUGUUGUGCGUCCGUUCCGCAUCGGACACAAUCCCCGCCGAGUCCACAUAUGACGACGGAAUUUCUCAACGCUGUUCGUCGUCACAUCGCCACAACACGAUGACGUAUUGGUGUUGGUGGCAUUUUGUGGUUCUUGCCAACCUUGUCGUGACAUCGGUCGCCGCCGACAUCUGCCUGUCACGACAUUUUCAUGAUGUACGAGGCAAUGAGGUCGAUGACUACAUCAUUUACGGGUUAACUCAGGACUGCCAAAUUUUCUUCAUUCGACCUUCACAAAUCCCAUUAUUGUCAACGAUCAACGUUAAUGUGCAUAAUUCAUACUGUUAUCCAAAUUUGGUCCAGCUACAUUUAAAGUCACACAAAUCGCUUCUACUUGUGACGAAGCAGGCUGGAAAUCGGAUAUGCACACUGGAUGUACAGAUUCCGCCAACGGAAAUGCUCUUCGGUGAUCAUUUGUUCAGUUAUUCUCUUCUAUCAUCGUUACCGUAUGCUUCAUGUUCACAUUCAUCACCGCAGAUGUUUCGACUAGAGCCUGAUCUAUCGUUUCUAGAUACUGUAUUUAGUGAUGUCAUAUACUUUAUCGAUGCACAAUCGACUGGUGCACUAUGGAGUGUACAUCAGUUUCAAAUCACCACCGACGGCUUCCUGAAACAUUUGGAGAAGAUCACCGUGAAUAAUCACGCUAAACCUUUAGAAGUAUGGACCGGUCCGGAUUUGGCGAACGAAUAUGUGGUGGCGUUGGACCAUCAGAGGAACUAUUUGUACGUACGGAAUCGGUACGAAAGAAGUUUGCUAUUCGAAUGCGCUUAUGAUCUUCUCUUCAGACCAAAUACAUUAGUGACCCAUUAUCUUAACACUUCGCUGAAAGAAGGACGAUCAUGGUUGAACAGUAUGGGAGCUGACGGGAAUACGUUAGUGUAUACGGAGACGGAUAGAUCGGUAAAUCCGUCAAUAACUCGACUUUUCGCCGUUAACACCGCAGAUGUGAAGCCUGGAAGUUGCCUCGUUUAUACUGGCUACGCUUACGAUGUUGGUAUAAUGCAACAAGCCACGCUGAAGAACAUGGAAGCAAAACCGUUGCCUCUUUUCGAAAAAUCGAAGCGAACGAACUUGACGCUCACCACAACGUCGGCGUCCUUCUUCGUCACUAAAGGUUUCCGGAUAACCACACGCGUACCAAAACCGAGCACACGUCGCUUGGCAACAACUUCCUCUUCUACCACCACCACUACUGCUCCUAAGAUAACGACCAUUUAUUCGACAUCCACCGAAAAAAUCGUCACAUCCUCAGAAUUUCGAAACGAUAAGCAGGAAACUGUCGUUGAAGAGGAGGAGGAGGAGGAGGAGGAAUUGGAGGCGGAGGAGAAUAUUCCUCCAAUAAUUGAAUCAACAACAGCAUAUGUGUUAGACUCGACCAUAUCGUCGGAGGAACGAGAGGAGGAGGAGAAGGAGGAGGAACGUGGAAAUCGCAUUGAACCAUUAGAAAAAUCAAAAAUUCUUGAACGCGAUCAUGAAGGUAUAGGACUUAUGACAACGUUACAUUCGGAAGAGGAACCGGAACAGGAUUCACCGACGAAUAUAUCGUCGGCAGGUGAUCUAAAGAAUAAAAAUCCACUUUCAAAGGCGGUGUACAAAUUGAACGCAUUCUCUUUAUUGUAUUGUUUGUUUUUGUUUAUAUUGGAAUAA
This is a messenger RNA of Necator americanus (New World hookworm), 1737 nucleotides long. RefSeq lists its product as uncharacterized. The record is from RefSeq and is a predicted model, not a curated record. The transcript has 10 exons. Lineage: Eukaryota; Metazoa; Nematoda; Chromadorea; Rhabditida; Ancylostomatidae. The coding region runs from base 1 to 1737 and encodes 578 amino acids.